AUGUCUACGAAUACCCAGGAUUCCAUCGAUGGGAAAGCCCACAACGCAAUCGAUGUCGAGCAGCAACAGCAGACAGGCACUCUCCUAGUCCAGACUCCGAAAACACUCGGUGCCGGGUCCGCCCUCGCGCUCGGGGCAUUCGGCACCACAUUGACUACCCUCUCGUUAAGUUUGAUGGAAUGGCGAGGCGUCACGACAGACAAUGUCUUCGUUGCGAAUUUCUUCUUCAUCGCGGCAUUUGGUCUGGUGAUCACUGCGCAAUGGGAGCUGUCGAUUGGAAAUGGAUUUGCCUACACGGUUUUUAGCGCCUUUGGCCUUUUCUACGCUGGCUAUGGAGCAAUCUUGACUCCUGCGUUUGGUGUCGCGCAGGCGUACGGCGGUACUAGUUCCCCGGAGUAUAAUAACGCGGUUGGGUUCUUCAUGAUCCUAUGGACGGUGUUUGUUUUCACGUUCUUGAUCGCAUCGCUUCCCAGCAAUGUCGCCUAUAUUUUGGUAUUCCUUUUUGUUGAUCUUGGGUUCUUGACGGUCGCUGCGAGUUACUUUGCGAUGGCGGACGGCAAUGCUGCUGCGUCGGUGGCUUUGAAGAAAUCCGGGGGAGUGUUCUGUUUCUUGGCGGGGUUGAUCGGGUGGUAUAUUGUUUUCCAUCUGAUGUUGCUGGAAUCCUUGGUCGACCUGCCAUUGGGUGACACAUCACGACUUUUUGGAAAGAAAAAGCAAAAGCAGUAG
Molecule: messenger RNA, 726 nt
Organism: Penicillium olsonii
Lineage: Eukaryota; Fungi; Ascomycota; Eurotiomycetes; Eurotiales; Aspergillaceae
Source: the annotation of a GenBank genome assembly